This is a messenger RNA of Annulohypoxylon maeteangense, 2772 nucleotides long. RefSeq lists its product as uncharacterized. The transcript has a single exon. The record is from RefSeq and is a predicted model, not a curated record. Lineage: Eukaryota; Fungi; Ascomycota; Sordariomycetes; Xylariales; Hypoxylaceae. Bases 553 to 2253 code for a protein of 566 amino acids.
AGAGUAUCACUUAUUCUCCUCAAAUACUACCUAAUUAGUAGGUAUCCAGUCGAAAACCGACUAGAUGAGUAUAUCAACAUAGGUAAACAAGCUAGUUCGAUUAUUGACUUCUGACUUCACGUCACUUCACUUCGAUAAUUUUCUGUUGGGAUGGAUGCCUUUUUACCUACCUACUAGAUACUAGGUACCUAGGUAGGUAUCUAGGUAAUUGCUAGAACGCUUUCUCUUUCUUCACAUACUCAUAGAUUCAUGCUGAAAGCAAAUAUCAUCGGCAGAUACCUUCCAUGCCGUUUUCAUUGUUUGGUAGAUUCGGAACUACCUAAUAUGUAGCUUUGGAAUGUUGGGUAGCUCAGCGGAUUGUUUAACAUUCCGGCGAUAGAGAGGGGUUUCUUUCUCUUUUGAUGCUUCAUCAAGAAUAUCCCCCGUAAAUGUGUACUCUCCUAUUAUUCACCCAUCUUUCCCUCGCCUCAAGAGGUAUCUAUAUCGUUAGAAUCUGUCUUUCUGUUCUACACUCAUUCUCCCAAAGGCGCGCUGAGUAAGACUAUUGUCAAAAUGUCCAACCAGACGCCGCCACAGCUAGCAGAUGUCUACAAAGACAUGGAGGGUUAUGUGGGGCCGACCUACUGGGCAAGGCCUUACUUUUCGAACCACCAUCACGAAAACCCAGGCGACAUGAGGAUGCUCGGGCAUGUUAACUGCGGUUACUUAUCUACUGCUGGCCGGCCACCGACUCUGGAGGCUCUAAAGCAGCAUGCACAGUCUUUGGCGUAUUUGAUAUCCACCAUCGUGCCAAGCAUAGCAUCUGGCGAGGUCGAUGGCGCAAACAAUGGCGCCGAGAUGUCGUUUUUUAGGAAUACGGCCUACGACUGGUUAGACGAUAUGCAGAAACCAUACGACAAUAUCGACAGGGCGCACCGAAAACCGCUCAACAGUCUGGUAAAUCUCGUCAAACGGAACAGCGACGAGAGAGGCAUCGAGUUUCAUUGUCCACUAUCAGAGACCCCUGUACAACACAUCGAACAUGAUCUGGAGCCAGUUCGCCCGUUUCAAUCUCAUUUGACAUUACUUAUGCACGCCAACGAGUGCCUCGAGAAACUUGAUCACGAUUUCUCGGCUAUGGGCGGACUGCUUGCGCUCCUCCCGACCGAGGAAGAGGACCUGAACACGAACCCAGAUCUGCCCAAAGCCAGGAAAACGUUGAUCGGAGAGUGGUUGAUGUUCACGCAGCAUCUCGUGGGCCGCAUGCACGAGCUUGAAAUCGCUUACGCCAACGCCGUGGACCUACUUGCGAACGAGGCCAUUGUCCCGGCGCAGCACCUGAGCAAUACAGGACCUGACGGGCGUGCUGGCAGAGAAAUCGUCUUCCCGCAAGAUCGUUGGAUAUUGGCUAACGCCGGGGAAGAUGUCUUUAACUUUGUCCAUCAGAUGCUUGAUAAAAAGGAAGCGUGGGGUGUUAAUCGGGAUAAUGUGUUCUCAAGACAGAACGUAGUAGGAAAUGCGCUACGACGUCCCCCACAAGAAGGAGAGGAACAGGCAGGCGAAGAUUUUCUUAAGGGUGUCGCCUAUGUAGAUCUCUCAACCAGAUAUUAUCGAUUGAAAGGUAGCGGUCACGGCCCCGUCUUCUGUCUCCCGGCCUUCGCGGACCGCCCGAACACGGCGUACACUAAGGAAAUCGAAAACCGGCCAACCGUCGUUACAGUGCCGCAGCCGACACUUCCUACUCAAACGACGGCUUGGGAAAGGAGAAGACAGGAGCUACAGACAGAGCAUACAAAUAUGUUCAACCAACUCACCAAGGCGCAAAACGAAACCACCAGACUCACCAUAUCGGCAACCGCACAUGAAGAGGAACUAAAGCGGCUACGGCAUCUCAACCAGAUCUAUGAAAACAACCAAGACAGUGAUGCCACACAGCUCGCGCAGAGAAUAGCGGAGCUGGAGGCGGAAAGAGAUGCCGCUCAAACCCAAUAUAACGAUAAUAACUUGGAAAUGAGGUCACUGAGAGACCAGCUGGAGGAGUACAGGGCUAGAACGGUAAUUGAGCAGCAACCUCCUUCGGGGGUUUCAAGAAGAAAUGAUAUGUACACCAUGAACCCCGCCACAUUCCGAGAGUACUCGAGCCGGUCGGCGGCAGUGGCCGCGGUGAAGCCGGAGAUUGAGAGGAGCAAAGCUGCACUCCAGGAGCUUGCCGAUAAGGGAGAGUUGGAUAUGUCGAAUUUCGCAUGGCUCGAUACGAUCGCCGGCGCCGCUUAAUUUGACUUUGGUGCGGGGAUUCGGUUGCUAAAAUCUCCGGCAUUGCGCAUUUGUUUAUCUUAUCCUGCUUAUGCAAGCUGAUCUGGGGUGAGGGUUCAUCAGGGGGGGGGAGGGUUUUUUGUGAUGUUAGUGAUUAGGUACUGUACCUAGUAGUACCUAGGUAUGGUAGGACGUCGUUCCACGGUUCUUUAGAUUCAUAAAUAGGUGCUAUUCGCGUUCUUGGUCGACCAUUAAUUUUGUUAUGGUGGCACCUGUGUCAGAGCGCUUAGUGAAUUGCGAAUUAUAUUGAGCUGACGAGGACCACCAGACCGUUAUUUCCAUUGUGCCGCCAAUAUUGGGUGGAUCGAGGCGAACGAUUGGUUGGAUUUGACUUGCAUGUGGCUUGUCGGCACUUACCGUUAUAUUGAAUACCAAGGUACUAGUCAAUAGGUUGCCGUGACAACCGAUCUUGCGUGCCCCUCCAAACACAAGGUUCCCUUCUCUUAUCCGGUUUCUUGAUUCGGAAGGGGCUCUGGAGGC